AUGGCAGACUAUGCUAACGCGGUCCAACAAAAGUUCCUUCAAGAGGGGGAGGAGGAUGAGGUCCCUGCUCCAUAUACUGUUUCUGGUUCUCAGAUUGGCUGCCAAUCUGUCUCUCCUACUCCUGUGGACUCCAGCCAAGCCUUGCAUGAAGUGCAUGAGUCAAAGUUUAUCGAAAUAAUUGUUCAGGAGAUUGUGAGUAAAUUGGAUUUCACAGUCUUAAGUGUUACCCCCUAUCAAACUGGAAUAGAUUCUCAUGUAAAAGACAUUAAUCUAUGGUUCCAAGGUGGGUUGAACAAUGUCAGCGUAAUGGUGAUAUGUGGGAUGGGUGGAAUAGGGAAGACAACCAUCGCAAAAAUUAUUUAUAACCAAAACUUCGACAAAUUUGAAGGUAGCAGUUUUCUUGCAAAUAUUAGAGAAACUGCAAAACAACCUAACGGUUUGGUUUGUUUGCAGAGACAACUUGUUUCAGAUAUUCUGAUGUGGAAUAAGGGAAGAAUAUACUGUGUUGCUGAGGGAAUCAAUAAGAUUAAAGAUGCUAUGUGCUGUAAAAGAGUUCUAGUUGUUCUUGAUGAUGUUGAUGAUUUGGACCAAGUAAAUGCAUUAUUGGGGAUGCAAGAUUGGCUUCAUCCAGGAAGUAAGAUUAUGAUAACUACUAGACAUGUGCAAUUGCUAAAGGCUGAUGAAGUAUACAAGUCGUAUGUGGUUAAGGAAUUGAAUGAUGAUGAAGCACUCUGUCUCUUCAGUCGGCAUGCCUUUGGACAAGACAAACCUAUUGAAGCUUACAUGGAGCACUCAAAAAGGGUAAUACACCACUGUGGUGGCCUUGCGCUAGCUCUGGAAGUCUUGGGCUCUUCUCUGUCUGGUGAAACUAUUGAUGUGGAGAGAAAAUUACUGGCUGGUUACGAUCUUAGACCUAUGGGGGCGGGUUGGGGUCGCGACAGUUUCUUUGUUGGAAAGGACAAAGAUUACACAGUUAAAAUACUAAAGGAAUGUGAUUUCUCCAUAACAAUUGGUAUUCAAAAUCUCACUCAUAGAGGUCUCAUAGAAGUUAAUAAAGAUAACAAGCUGAUAAUGCACUAA
Camellia sinensis is the source of this 1080-nucleotide messenger RNA. The record is from RefSeq and is a predicted model, not a curated record. NCBI's taxonomy places the organism in Eukaryota, Viridiplantae, Streptophyta, Magnoliopsida, Ericales, Theaceae.